Molecule: messenger RNA, 1334 nt
Organism: Caenorhabditis elegans
Lineage: Eukaryota; Metazoa; Nematoda; Chromadorea; Rhabditida; Rhabditidae
Gene: C47E8.3
Product: G-protein coupled receptors family 1 profile domain-containing protein
Exons: 7
Coding region: 8-1225 (405 amino acids)
Biological process (GO): signal transduction; G protein-coupled receptor signaling pathway
Cellular component (GO): membrane
Molecular function (GO): G protein-coupled receptor activity
Source: RefSeq, marked reviewed
AGAUAAAAUGGAAGAAGAUGAUUAUCAGAUAGGAGAAAUGCAAAAUUGCAGUUAUUAUGGAACAGACGAUGUGAUAGGAAAAGUGUUCUUAAUUGGAAUAUUUGCGACGUUAAUUGCAGUCACAUCCAUAAUCUUCAACACAUUCUACACGAUCGUGUUUAUUCGAAAUCCAUCCUUAAGACGUAGCGGCCUCUUCUACUUUGGCGUCAUCGCCGUCAUUGACAUCAUCAUGGGCAUCAAUUAUAUUGCUGUUAUGGUUGUUCCAGUGUACAUGGACUAUUACUUGUAUCUACCAUUAUGGCACAUUUUUCUGUCCUAUUUCCGAAUUGUGAUGGCCGAGUCGAAUAUGGCCAUGUUUGCAUCGAUGCUCAUGAUCGUGUUGGCAACAACUGAACGGUUCUUGAAAACUUUUGAUGGAAAGGCGAUAUCUGUAUGUCGAAAGUUUCUGGAAAGGAAUCGGUAUGGUGUCAGUGCAUUUUGCAUUUUCUUGGCGUGUGCCUACAAAUAUGUCAUAUAUUACGAGUUGGAUGUAGAUCAUCAUCCACAUUGCACUGAUUUUAUGGAGUACGAGAUCAUCGCAGGACCAUAUGCAAUGGAUCCGAACUAUCGGUUCUAUUUUAUGUUCUUAUUGAGAAACACUUUGGAUAGGAUCCUUCCGUUCCUUGUACUUCUAACUAUGAACAUUAUGAUCGUGAAAGCAGUGAAAGAAGAUGAGAGGCAGAAAUUGCAAAAAGAAUCGGUUGUCAGCAAUGGGAAGUCGGUGAAUGUGAAAUCGCAUCGAAGAAAUGUGAAGGAUGCGACAAGGGCAUUAAUCAGUCUCGUCUCCAUUUAUCUUUUGUCGCAAUCUCUUCAGGUUUUUCUAACAGUAUGGGAGACCAUCAAUCGUUCGAGCCUCGAGGAUGGAUUUCCAACUAUGUACUCUUAUCUAAAUGAUAUAGUUUCAAUCUUUACCCUUUUGGCAAGUUGUCUUCGCUUCCCGAUAUAUUUCUGCUGCAAUCGGCUAAUCCACACGGCUUCCGUUGAUACUCUCCAUGGAAUGCGAAUCACUUGUUUAAUGGGCAAUUCGAAAAAGCCACAGGAAUACUCUCCGAUCCAUGGUAUUCCGAAUUCUUUGGAGUGUGGUGGUGCUGGUGACGGUGGAUCGAAGAUGUCGUUAAGUUCUCCAGAAAGUAUCUCGAAGCCAUCGGCAGUUUAUGAUGAAAAACUUCAAGAGUGGCGGUUGUAAACGGGUUCAUGAAUUGUCUCAUUUGAUUACCUAUUUGUUUUUAAUUUGCUCCAAUUUUUCUUAUUUUUAAAAAGUGUUUCAUAUAAAUUUUAGAUUUGAUAUAAAUUUU